GUCAGGAUGAACAGCGGCAGCACAGUGACGCCCUCCGGCGUCACGGGUGGGCCGAGCACGGUGGCAAGCUCUUCGGUGCUCCCCGUGGUGCUGGCCACGGCCAACAUUACAGCCGAGAACGCCAGCCAGGUGUUGGAGGACCUGCCGCCCACCUUCCUGCAGACCACGGGGGCUCAAGCCCUGUCCGGGGCCUUUGUCUGGACGGCCCUCAUCAUCACCUGCCACCAGAUCUACCAACACCUGCGGUUCUACACGUUGCCGACGGAGCAGCGCUGGAUUGUACGAAUACUGUUCAUAGUGCCCAUCUACGCGUUCGACUCGUGGCUGAGCCUGCUCUUCUUCCGAGAGAACUACUACAUCUACUUCAACAGCGUUCGCGACUGGUACGAAGCGUUCGUGAUCUACAACUUUCUGAGCCUCUGUUACGAGUAUCUCGGAGGCGAAAGCAACAUCAUGUCCGAGAUCCGGGGGAAGCCAAUACAGCAAAGUUUCUGGUACGGCACUUGCUGCCUUUCAGGAAAAACGUAUACCAUUGGUUUUCUUCGGUUCUGCAAACAGGCGACCCUGCAAUUCUGUGCAGUAAAACCGCUCAUGUCUGUGAUCACGCUGAUUCUGCAACCCUUCGGGAAGUACUCCGACGGAGACUGGAGGCCAGACAGCGGCUACCUGUACAUCACGAUAAUCUACAACAUCAGUGUGUCGCUGGCGCUGUACGGCAUGGUACUGUUCUACUUUGCCACCAAGGACCUGCUGGCGCCCUUUGACCCCGUGUGGAAGUUCUGCACUGUCAAGUCGGUCAUCUUCCUCUCUUUCUGGCAAGGGGUCCUGCUGGCGGUCCUGGAGAAAGCGGGCCUCAUUUCGGCCAUCAACGCCAGCGGCAUGGCCAACACGGCUGCGGCGAGCGCCGGCACCGUGUCAGCCGCCUACCAGAACUUCCUCAUCUGCGUCGAGAUGUUCUUUGCCUCGCUGGCGCUCAAGUACGCCUUCCCCUAUCGUGUCUACGUGCAGGGAUGCCGCGCUGAUGCACAGGGCCGCUCGGUCACCAUGCAGAGCAUCUCUUCUAGCCUCAAGGAAACGAUGAACCCGAAGGACAUAAUGAACGACGCCAUCCACAACUUCCACCCGCAGUACCAGCAGUACACGCAGUACGCGGCCCCGCCCAACCGCCACCACCACCUCGCCCGCGGAGGAGGAGGAGCCGGCGGCAACAACGACGACUCGCUCCACGGCGGCGGGGCGCGGGCCACGCACUCGGCCGGCGCUGCUCCCUCGGCUAACGGGGGUCGGCCGCCCACGCGGGGGGGCCGAAACCCGGCCUACAACGAGAAGACCACCCUCCUUAGCUCCGACGACGAGUUCCAAAUGAUGCAACGAGGCAACGACGCAUGCCGUUUUUAGAGCGACAAGCGACUGGGAGUGAACGGACUUCGCCGGCACGGUUUGUCCACCCUGACCGCUCGUGACGCCCGCCUGCCUGCCUACUUCGGUGCAUGCCUGCCUGCCGCCUCUCUCUAAAGCAGAAACACAAUGUGGGACUGCUGCAGCGCAAAUUCUAAUAUAACCAGCGUAUGUGCGUGUGCAAAUCCAUAUCGCUCCUGACACUGUCAUCGUCUCGCCGGUCUGGGCUCAAAGCAGGGUGUGCCGUCCACUGCAGUCACGGCUGUCACGUGUUGUGUGCAUGUGCCGUUCAUUGUUGGGCUGCGCUGGCCGAAGGUUCACUGUCUCAUCAUGGCAUGCACGCGGUGCAUCAGGUGCAUUUUUUUUUUGUAUUGCCAGCCAUGUUUCUUUUUUUCUUUCUUUGUCACAAUAAAUGCGAAGAGAUGCGGCAUAGACCUGGUGCAAAUGCACAACUGUCCUCGGCUGGCUAGGAUGAUGUUCACUAGUUUUUAUGCAUGAAAUCAGCUGUUUUUUAGACAAGUUUGGAAACUGUUUGUAGAACCCGGCAGUGUGCAAUGAACAUUUCAGUGUGAUAUGCGCGGUUGUUUCCACCGACGGCUUUUAAAAAAAGUUUUGUGUUGUGUGAGAGAUGAAGAGAGCCAGGACUGAGGCAGUUAUUUGUUCCCGUUCUAUGCUGCAUCUUAGCGGGGUCUUCAAAAAAAUCACGCCUGCCAGUUUGACGGACUAAAGUUUAAGUUGUUUGUCAAAUGUAGCAGCUUCUUUCAUGCAGUCCCAAAAAUGCUACCGUUUUAUUAAGCUAGAAUGAACCAUAGGCCCAUCGUGUUUUAAAGUCCAUAAUUUGAUUUGCAUCGCUGAGCCUGUCAUCCACAAUCACCAGCGGUAUAGAUUCAAAUUUGUAUACCGGGAGUUUGUGAUUGAGAAGCAGCAGCUCAUUUACUUAACUGCACGUUCACGAAAGAUUGUUCACAGAAGUGUGAGAACAGGAAUGUUUUGAGAGAAACUAGACUUUCUUUUAACCAGCAGCUUGAGGAGCAUCUUGCCAAUAAUUGGCAGCUGUUGAACAAAAACAGUUUUAUAAAGUUGAGCGUAUUCACAGUUGUCCCUGUCAUUUCCCGAAAUCAAAACUAUACCCAACUUGCUGUGCUAGUUGUAGGCAGUUUUAUUACUUAAGGUUUUGUACACAUGUAACGUAUCAUCACUUGUGUCGGUGCGAAUGGAAAACAACUCUGUUCUUUCCCUCCAUUUUUCUUUUAUUUCCAUUUUUAAAAGGUUCUUGCGUCUCGUUGCUUUCGUAAGUGCACGCACGGUGGCUUCAGGUGGCAGCUUCAAAGGCGAACACAAUCGCCUCGUCCACGGUUGAAAGACGGUAUGAAGACGGGAAUGUUGUUGUUAGAAAAGUGUUUUUAUGACAAAAGGCUAGUUGAGCGAGAGACGCCAAGUGUUUGUCGAAAAGGUCGCGACUCUGGAAUGAAUCCAGAGGUUUCGCAGCGGGCAGGUGUUUUUGAGGAGCAAGCGGCGCAGAGACUCUUUAUUAUAUUGAUGCUUUGUAAAUAGUAAAAGAAGCGAAACAAAAAAAUGUGGUGAUCUAUCUCGCCGAGAGAAGCGCCGUAUCAGUGUGCUUGUGUGUGUUGACGUGCUUGUGUGUAAAUGGAAUUCGGUACGUCCGGCCACCUCUGCGCACGUGAUGUUCGCGUCUUGAAAGCACGAAGCAUGCCACUUCCCCCCCCCCCUCUCGUUUUUUGUUUAAAUUUAAAAAUUUUUUUGCUCAGAAAGGCUGUUUCAAGCUUUUAGCAUGUGGGGCAGCUUCUUAAAUACUUGAAAACAGAUGCACGAGAUCAAAAAGUGUCUUUUUGCCUCAUUUUAUUUAGCGCAGCGCGUCGCAUAUGCGUUUGGCGCGUAAAAGGCAUUUGCCGGGCUAUGUCCGUUGAAGGCACGGUUCGUGACAAAUCGCUCGAAGGACUUUACGCUACUUUAUUUUGAGGGGACUCGGAUUUUUGCUGGCUGUUACGGCUGCUGUUGGGACAAAAAGCUGUGUAUAGAUAUUAUUAAUCGAAGAGAGAUGUUAUGAAGGCUGCUUCGGUUUGCUCGUGAAGGAAUCUGGGGCCACGGGAGAAGGGAAUCUGCGUGUAUUUCUCUAUUAAAUGCUCCUUUCUUUU
Messenger RNA from Rhipicephalus sanguineus (brown dog tick), 3554 nucleotides. It is a transcript of the gene Tmep, whose product is annotated as transmembrane protein 184B-like. Gene Ontology annotation, biological process: transport. The record is from RefSeq and is a predicted model, not a curated record. Gene Ontology annotation, molecular function: transporter activity. Lineage: Eukaryota; Metazoa; Arthropoda; Arachnida; Ixodida; Ixodidae.